This is a messenger RNA of Hipposideros armiger (great roundleaf bat), 4793 nucleotides long. RefSeq names its product paired box 6 (gene PAX6). Gene Ontology annotation, biological process: regulation of transcription by RNA polymerase II; anatomical structure development. NCBI's taxonomy places the organism in Eukaryota, Metazoa, Chordata, Mammalia, Chiroptera, Hipposideridae. Gene Ontology annotation, molecular function: RNA polymerase II cis-regulatory region sequence-specific DNA binding; DNA-binding transcription factor activity, RNA polymerase II-specific. The transcript has 11 exons. The coding region runs from base 2265 to 3761 and encodes 498 amino acids. The record is from RefSeq and is a predicted model, not a curated record.
UGGGGAUGCACGAACCUUAGGGGAGUGUGCAGAGGUUCGGGGCGUUUGCGCUUGCCAGGUACCCCGGCACGGGGUAAAAGCCUUGGGGACUCAAGUCAGCUGUGUCCCUCUCGGAGACCGGCAGCCGGAGAGGGGAGGGCGUUUGUUCUGCCUUUAUCGCUCCUGGAAGAACAGGGGCUUGGCCCUUCACAACAGCUCGCUUGAGUUUGCGAAGUUGAGGUAGAGAAACCCCAUCCCCCCAAAUCCUGUAAUACACACCCCUCCCCGCCCCUGCCCGGGCUCUGACCCCAGAGAGAGGGGCUGGGCAGAGCAGGGAGGGGCGGAGGCUUUUCUGGUUUUCCAGAGAAGGAGGCCUCUUUGGGUUUAGACAAGACUGAAUGACUCUACCAUCCAGGCGGGGUGGGGGUAGGGGUCCUCCUCCCCCAGUCACUCUCAGGGCAGCUCCUCCCCUCCCCACCCCAGCUCUGGGCCUAGAAGGCAAAGGGAGCAGGGCACCCAGGCCUACGGUGGGGUGUCGGUGGUAAACUGGAAUUCUGGGGCUGUUACACGGGGCUAGUCUGGCGAGAGCAGGUUUACUGGGUCUGGGAAGAGAGUGGAGGUUGAGCCAAGGAGAUGGAAGAACCCUGUCCUGGUAGUUGCAACUCUGUGGGUCCUGGUCUUUCCUAGACCCGCUGUGCCUUUGAUUUCUGGGCUCCUGUGCUCCCAAUAUUACCUCUAUCCAGAUCCCUUGCACCCCCAGUCCACCUUCCUGCUCAGUCCAUGCGUGUUGGUAUGUGACAGGGCUAGUCUGGAUCCUGGGCCUGGGAGCCUGGAGGCUCACUGAAAUCAGGCCCUGGUUGAGGUGCGGAGUCUGGACGUGGUUUAGGGGCUCAGCUGUAGUAGGAGUGCAGAAAGACCUAAGUCUUCUAGCAACCUUCGCUUGCCAAACUGCAGACUUAGGAGGGUCUCUUGAGCCCGAUCCUUCUGUCCUGGAACCACUAGCUGCCUCCUGGUUGUUCCGCGGCUGGUGGGCACGAAGCUCAGGAGAGGGCGCAAAGGUGGCGAGCUUUAAGGCAGGUUAGUUGGGCAGAACCUGCCAGACCCCGGGGCUUGGCCCGGGAGGCACCCUUCUUGGUGAGUUGAAGGCUUCAGCCCACCCCUCUUGGCUGCGCGGUUCUCCCCUUGCAGCUCAGUCUCCCCAGUCGUAGGCUCUCGGGCAGGCCUGGCUACAGCGCACAGCGCUGAGCGUUUUGCCGCUGCGGCCUGGCUGGACGGCCCCGAGGGGCGCGGGGUCGGGGGCCGGCCUGCAGGGCUUUGUGCCGCUCGCUCCCGGGUGUGCGCGAGGCGCGGAGCAUCCAAAUUGACACCAUAUGUUUUCCUAUUAGAUGCUUCUCGGUCGAAUUCUAGGCGCAUAAUCAUCGCCACUCGGCAAGAGCGCCAGCCGUCCCCAGGGAAGGGACACAAUGAUUGAGGCUUAACCUCUGAAGGGGAACUUAGAGCAGCGUUUCCUCGCUGCCAUUUCUAUGCUGGCAAAGGCGACCUGGCCCUGGAGUCUCCUGGGUGUGCACCCGCCCGAGGUUGCUGCGGAAGUGGUGGGCACGUUAUUUUUUGCAAUGGGGAGGAGAGAAGGAGGAAAGUCUAGGAUAAGGCGGCCCCACACGCCUUGGCAUUCAUAGAUUGAGAAUUGCCCGGGCUGUGCUUGAAGUUUGGAAAGUCUUUCUCGGUCUCUGGGACAGUCUUUCUCUUUCUUGGAAGACUCCCUUUGCCCAAAGGGGAGGCUCGGCAGCUGGAGCGGUAGAUGGGUCCAGCGAAGCAAAGGAAGGUAUUAAGGGAACUUAGGAGAAACCGGAAGCGCGGACUAGGCCUUACUCUGCUGUAGAAACAGUGUCCCCGCAAUGUCCCCGCCCGGUGCCCAGAUCCCCCAAACGCCUGUCACUUCUCAUCGAGUUGAGGCUCUGGUCCCCCCUUCUCAGUGAGGGCCCCCCUCCGCCCCAAGCCUUUGGCUACCCUGAAAACACGGUGCCCCUCGAAGGGGGAAACAGUGCAGUUCAAUCUCCUCUGAGUGAUCUACAAAUAGGGACGGAAAGGGUCGUUUUAUCACGGUCCCGUUUGUCGUGACGAUGCAAUUUCCCGGAGCGGAGCACUGUCACAAAGUGACAAGGCUGCCACAAGCGCCCCGACUGAUCUUUUCAAUUAGCCUUCCAUGCAUGAUACGGAGCGACUUCCGCCUAUUUCCAGAAAUUAAGCUCAAACUUGACGUGCAGCUAGUUUUAUUUUAAAGACAAAUGUCAGAGAGGCUCAUCAUAUUUUCCCCCCUCUUCUAUAUUUGGAGCUUAUUUAUUGCUAAGAAGCUCAGGCUCCUGGAGUCAAUUUAUCAGAGGCUCCAAGGAGAAGAGAGGAGUGGAGAGGCGCAGAGAGGAGAGCGGAGCAGGGAGCCGCGUCUUCUCCUGGAAGGGCUGCUCUCUGGAGUCGGGGCUGCAGGUCACAGCGGAGUGAAUCAGCUCGGUGGUGUCUUUGUCAACGGGCGGCCACUGCCGGACUCCACCCGGCAGAAGAUCGUAGAGCUCGCUCACAGCGGGGCCCGGCCGUGCGACAUUUCCCGAAUUCUGCAGACCCAUGCAGAUGCAAAAGUCCAAGUGCUGGACAAUCAAAACGUGUCCAACGGAUGUGUGAGUAAAAUUCUGGGCAGGUAUUACGAGACUGGCUCCAUCAGACCCAGGGCAAUCGGAGGUAGUAAGCCGAGAGUAGCGACUCCAGAAGUUGUAAGCAAAAUAGCCCAGUAUAAGCGGGAGUGCCCGUCCAUCUUUGCUUGGGAAAUCCGAGACAGAUUACUGUCUGAGGGGGUCUGUACCAACGAUAACAUACCAAGUGUGUCAUCAAUAAACAGAGUUCUUCGCAACCUGGCUAGCGAAAAGCAACAGAUGGGCGCAGACGGCAUGUAUGAUAAACUAAGGAUGUUGAACGGGCAGACCGGAAGCUGGGGCACCCGCCCGGGUUGGUAUCCCGGGACUUCGGUGCCAGGACAACCUACCCAAGAUGGCUGCCAGCAACAGGAAGGAGGGGGAGAAAAUACCAACUCCAUUAGUUCCAAUGGAGAAGAUUCAGAUGAGGCACAAAUGCGACUUCAGCUGAAGCGGAAGCUGCAAAGAAAUAGAACAUCCUUUACCCAAGAGCAAAUUGAGGCCCUGGAGAAAGAGUUCGAGAGAACCCAUUAUCCAGAUGUGUUUGCCCGAGAAAGACUAGCAGCCAAAAUAGAUCUACCUGAAGCAAGAAUACAGGUAUGGUUUUCUAAUCGAAGGGCCAAAUGGAGAAGAGAAGAAAAAUUGAGGAAUCAGAGAAGACAGGCCAGCAACACACCUAGUCAUAUUCCUAUCAGCAGUAGUUUCAGCACCAGUGUCUACCAACCAAUCCCACAACCCACCACACCUGUUUCCUCCUUCACCUCUGGCUCCAUGUUGGGCCGAACAGACACAGCCCUCACCAACACAUACAGCGCUCUGCCGCCCAUGCCCAGCUUCACCAUGGCAAAUAACCUGCCUAUGCAACCCCCAGUCCCCAGCCAGACCUCCUCCUACUCCUGCAUGCUGCCUACUAGCCCGUCAGUGAACGGGCGGAGCUAUGACACCUACACCCCCCCCCAUAUGCAGACACACAUGAACAGUCAGCCGAUGGGCACCUCGGGCACAACUUCCACAGGACUCAUUUCCCCUGGUGUGUCAGUUCCAGUUCAAGUUCCUGGAAGUGAACCUGAUAUGUCUCAAUAUUGGCCAAGAUUACAGUAAAAAAUAAAAAUAAAAUAAAAUAAAAAAAAGAGAGAGAGAGAAAGAAUAUAUUGUGUUAAUUCAGUCAGUGACUAUGUGGACACAACAGUUGGGCGUUCAUGAAGGAAAGAAAAUGGCUGUCAGAAGCACUUCAUUUCUGCAAUUGUGUCCUGUAUUGUACCACUGGGGAAUGGACUUGAAACAAGGACCUUUGUAUACAGAAGGCACGGUAUCAGUUGGAACAAAUCUUCAUUUUGGUAUCCAAACUUUUAUUCAUUUUGGUGUAUUAUUUGUAAAUGGGCAUUUGUAUGUUAUAAUGAAAAGAAAAAAAAAGAACAACAUAAACUGGAUGGAUGUUUGAUCUGUGUUGGUCAUGAAGUUGUUUUUUAAAAAAAGGAAACCAUGAUCAAGCUUUGCCACGAGUUUAAGAGUUUUAUCAAGAUAUAUCGAAUACUUCUACCCAUCUGUUCAUAGUCUAUGGACUGAGGUUCCAAGUUUGUAUCAUUCCUUUGCAUAUAAUUAAACCUGGAACAACAUGCACUAGAUUUAUGUAAGAAAUAUCUGUUGGUUUUCCAAAGGUUGUUAACAGAUGAAGUUUAUGUGCAAAAAAGGGUAAGCUAUAAAUUCAAGGAAGAAAAAAGUUGAUAGCUAAAAGGUAGAGUGUGUCUUCGAUAUAAUCCAAUUUGUUUUAUGUCAAAAUGUAAGUAUUUGUCUUCCCUAGAAAUCCUCAGAAUGAUUUCUAUAAUAAAGUUAAUUUCAUUUAUAUUUGACAAGAAUACUCUAUAGAUGUUUUAUACACAUUUUCAUGCAAUCAUACGUUUCAUUUUUGGCCAGCAAAAGUUAAUUGUUCUUAGAAAUAGUUGUAUUACUGUUCACAGUCCAAUCAUUUUGUGCAUCUAGAAUUCAUUCCUAAUCAAUUAAAAGUGCUUGCAAGAGUUUUAAACUUAAGUGUUUUGAAGUUGUUCACAACUACAUAUCAAAAUUAACCAUUGUUGAUUGUAAAAACCAUGCCAAAGCCUUUGUAUUUCCUUUAUUAUACUAUUUUCUUUUUAA